UGGCAAAUUUUAUAAACAUUUACUGUUGUUUUGAUUCGAAUCUGUCAAAUGGCAAACAUUGUACAUUCAUAAUAUAGGUAAAAUAAAAAAUAAAAAAUAAUUCGAUGAAAAUAUGGCAGAAAACGAGCCGAAAAUUGUUGGACAAUAUCCUAUUGAAAAAGAGUGGAUUGAUGAGAAGAAGGGACUUCGUAAACAGUUGAUUUCGUUUAAAUUCCAAUCAACAACAAAAGCAAAUGAUUUAUCAAAAUGUAGUGUUGCUAUAACCGAAUUGAAUGGCCUCAAAGACCAUCAUGCAACUGAAUAUUUACGCGAUGAACAACGAAAUCUUGACUAUUGGAUUACAUUAUCAAAUGGCCUUACACCGAUUGACUGUUAUGUGGAGUUGUUUUUGAAGCAAAUGUUAAUUGGAGAAACGAGUUGUUGUUCGAUUAAAACCAAAUCAGGAGACUACAUCAGUUUUGUCAUGCGAUUGAUUCGAGUUGAAUUCCGCGGGUACAUGUAUGCCCGAAAGUUACCGGAAAUCAUGGCAAUUGCACUACAUUACAAAGAGAAUGGUGUAAAAAUGUAUAAACAAUAUCCAUUGUUUGCACAUUAUUAUUUCAAUAAGGCAGCCAAGAUUUUAAUUUCAUGCGAACCAUUUGAAACGUUGGGUGAACGUGACAUGGGCAUGGUUGAAGGCGAUCCGGAAAAAUUACGAGAAUUGCUUGAAACAAUUCUAUCAAAUAUCAGUGCAUGUUUGAUUAAACAGGAACGUUACGAUGAAGCGGCUCAUGUCAUGGAAUUUGCCGAACGUCCCGAAAAUGUUACGGACAAACACAUUUAUCGACGUGCAAACGCUCUCUACUUACUUGGUCGAUUGGACGAUGCAAAGCAAACAAUCGAACGUAUUAACUACAAAGAUAAAAAAGAAUGCCAGCUAUUGUACAACAAUAUUACUGGAAAGCUAAAACAAUCGGAUCAAAACUAUAAAAAAAUGAUCAAAAAUAUGUUCGCAUAACAAAUUAAUUGCAUAAUUUUAUUCAAUAAAACUCGCUUAAUUAUUUACAAUUCAAA
Messenger RNA from Contarinia nasturtii (swede midge), 1053 nucleotides. RefSeq lists its product as uncharacterized. The transcript has a single exon. Bases 113 to 997 code for a protein of 294 amino acids. Gene Ontology annotation, molecular function: protein binding. The record is from RefSeq and is a predicted model, not a curated record. NCBI's taxonomy places the organism in Eukaryota, Metazoa, Arthropoda, Insecta, Diptera, Cecidomyiidae.